This is a messenger RNA of Aureobasidium pullulans EXF-150, 3368 nucleotides long. Its product is annotated as aspartyl-tRNA synthetase-like protein. The transcript has a single exon. Bases 59 to 3142 code for a protein of 1027 amino acids. Lineage: Eukaryota; Fungi; Ascomycota; Dothideomycetes; Dothideales; Saccotheciaceae. Gene Ontology annotation, molecular function: aspartate-tRNA ligase activity; ATP binding; RNA binding. The record is from RefSeq and is a predicted model, not a curated record. Gene Ontology annotation, biological process: aspartyl-tRNA aminoacylation. Gene Ontology annotation, cellular component: cytoplasm; cytosol; aminoacyl-tRNA synthetase multienzyme complex.
UCUCCCUAGACCCUCUAUACCACUACAAUCCGGCUGAUCCGGCCCCGUGCUUUCAGUCAUGAAGAAGGCAUUGCACAAGCUCGUGCCCGGCCACCACCGCCGGAGCACCAGCGCCAGCGGCAACCACAGCAACUCGGACAGCGGCACUCCCACAUCUGUCAGCAGAGCCAGCACAGAUAUCCCCGACAGAUCUCGCCAGUCGUUGGACUCGUCUGCUCGUCCCGGCUCAAAGGCUCGCUUUGCCUCACCACGCAACUCGACCUCUAUCGACACACGAAAAUCCCUCGAUGUCAGCCGCGCCUCAACUGACAUGAGCCACCGCCGCCAGUCCCGCUCUACCUCGCAUCACAGAGCUACACACAGCCCAUUGGGCGCUUUCAGACACAAGCUUCGCCGUGGCUCUUCUUCGUCUUCAUCCGACGAUGGACGUCCCCUUAAUGCCCUUGGCGAGCCCAUGUCCAAGGCACAGCUCCGCAAGCGUACAAAGCUGCAACAGAAGGAGGAGAGACACAGAAAGGCCGAAGAGCAUGCUGCAGCAGACCGCCAGCUGCAACAACAGACACAGGCACGUGCUGAGGCAGAAGAGACUGGUGACAUGAAGAGCAAGUACGGUAUCCUGCCCCUCAACUACUACGCCCCCCAGCAACCGCCAAACGAGAAGAGAGUCAACCUGCUCGAGCUGUCUGAGAGGGACGUCGGCUCGUGGGUUACUUUCCGCGCUCGUGUCCACAUGAUCCGCCAGAUGAGUUCUCGCCGCGUCUUCAUCCAGCUUCGCCAACAGACUGCCUCGAUCCAGGGUGUCUUGCACGAGCACGCUGGUGUCUCGCUAGGCAUGGUGUACUGGACCAAGCAUCUCAAGCUCGAGUCGGUCGUUCGCGUUCGUGCCGUGGUCCAGGAGCCCAAGGCCAAGCAAGGCAAAAUCACUGGCUGUUCCAUCGAGAACCUCGAAGUCUCCAUCCACGAGUUGCACGUCGAGGGUUCUAGAACCAUGCCUCUUCCCUUCAACGUCGCCGAAGCCGAGGUCACUCGUGAAGAAGCUGAGCUGACCAAGAACGCCCGUCACCACAUUUCCGACCGAACUCGUCUCGCCAACCGUAUCGUUGAUCUUCGUUCCAACACCUCCCAGAGCAUUUUCCGCGUUCAAUCCGGUGUCUCGUCCUUCUUCCGCGAGUACCUGCGUGGCCAAGGCUUUAUUGAGAUCCACACCCCCAAGCUACAAGGCGGUGCUACCGAAUCCGGUGCCAGUGUCUUCAAGGUCGAUUACUUCGGCAGACCUGCUUUCCUGGCUCAGUCACCUCAACUGGCCAAGCAGAUGUGUAUCUCGGCAGACUUUGGCAAGGUCUUCGAAAUCGGUGCUGUCUUCCGUGCCGAGAACAGUAACACACAUAGACAUAUGACCGAGUACACCGGUCUGGAUCUGGAGAUGGCCAUCGACGAGCACUAUCACGAAGUCCUCCGCACCCUUGACGGUCUCUUCAAAUUCAUGUUCAAGAAGGUCUACGAAAACUACCGUCACGAGAUUGACACGUUGAAGAAGCACUUCCCUCACGAGGAUCUUGUCUGGCUCGACAAGACGCCCAUCAUCCCCUUCUCCGAGGGCAUUCGUCUGCUGAACGACUCUGGCUGGAGAGACGAACACGGCAACCCUCUUCCCGAAGACGAGGAUCUGGGUACUCGUGACGAGAUCCAACUCGGCAAGGUCAUCAAGCAAGUAUACGGUACGGAUUACUACGUCCUCGACAAGUUCCCUGCUACCGCCAGACCCUUCUACGCCAUGCCCGACCCCGAAAACUCAAAGGUCACAAACUCGUUCGAUAUCUUCCUCCGUGGUCAAGAAAUUCUCUCUGGUGGUCAGCGUAUCCACGACGAGAGGAUGCUGAUCAAGCAGAUGGAGCGCCUGAAGAUGGACCCAAGCACUUUGGACGAGUACAUGCAAGGCUUCGCCUGGGGAGCUCCUCCUCAUGGUGGCGGUGGUAUUGGCUUGGAGCGUAUGCUGAUGUUGUUGCUGUCUCUCGGCGACAUUCGUCACGCUACUCUCUUCCCCCGCGACCCCAAGUCCUUCCCCACCAAGCCCGUCGUCAAGCAGCUCAGACAUCCCGAGGCCAGCACAUUGCACCCUCCAUGGGAGGGUCAAGAUCGCCACGCCGCAGGCAUGGAGCUUCCGCCCGUCGAGCAGCUCAUCGCCAACUACGGAGAUGCCUCCAACACCUCGUGGCUCGAGCCCCGUACCGAGAUCUGGAGAGACGACGUCACCGGUGCUGCCGUCGGGUUCGUGCCCCACCAAGGAUACGCCAUCACUGUCGGUGACCCGCUUUGUCACAAGAGCCAAUACGCCCGUACUAUCCAAGGAUACCUUCACUACAUCAAGAAAGAGCGUGGAAUCAAGCCAUUGUGGCUCCUUUGUGGCGGCGAUGUCGAAGAAGUCCUUUCUUCCCACAAGUUCGACUGGCGCACAUUCUCUGUCGCUGCUGAGCAACGUUUAGAUCCUGGCAACAACCCCGCUGUUCACGAUCACGACAUCCAGCGCAAGAUCCGCCACGCCAGUAAGGAGGGUGUCAAGGUACACGACUACCCUCUCGGCACACCGGUGCCUGCCGAGAUCAAGAAGAAGAUUGAUGGUCGCAUCAAGGAUUGGCUGGCCAACCGUAAGGGCAAGCAGGUUCAUCUCACAGAUAUUCACCCUUGGCAGGACGAGGCCCAUCGUCAGUACCACUACACCACCGACAAGGAUGGUCAAAUUUCUGGCUUCGUCAUCAUGGCUCAGCUGUCGCCCGAUCACGGAUGGCAAGUCAAGUUCUCGCUUGAUUUCCCUGGCGCACCCUCAGGUGCUAUCGAGUUGCUCGUUAUGCACGCGCUCUCGCAGGUCGCCGCUGGCGGUGCCCAAUCAGUUACCUUCGGUGGUGGUGCCAGCUCAAAGCUGACGCCUGGUCACAAUCUGAAGGGUACUCGUAUCAAGGUCCUUAGCAAGGCCUACCACGCUAUCGCAACCGAACUCAAGCUCACAGCCAAGUCUGAGUUCAGAGAGAAGCUUGGUGCCCAAGACGACCCCAUCUACGUGUGCUACCCACCACACGGUCUUGGACCCGGAGGUGUCAAGGCAAUCUUGACUUUCUUCGAGGACACCGAUGACGGCAACAAUUAGAGACAAGGGAGUUGAACAUACCCACUGCUCUUUCUUUGAACAUUUGUACGAUGGAUGGACAAUAUAUGGACAUGACACGGCAGCAACAGCAGCGAUACCACCUUUUCUUCUUGUUUUUCCUUUUACGUCUCGAACGCUCUAUGUGUUUUUGUUGUCACCGUUACGAAUUGAUAGAUGCAUCGUACACUAAUUAAUGCUUUUUAUGUAUCCUUUCAGGCUUCCUCAC